Molecule: messenger RNA, 1332 nt
Organism: Pogona vitticeps (central bearded dragon)
Lineage: Eukaryota; Metazoa; Chordata; Lepidosauria; Squamata; Agamidae
Gene: KCNK15
Product: potassium two pore domain channel subfamily K member 15
Biological process (GO): stabilization of membrane potential; potassium ion transmembrane transport
Cellular component (GO): plasma membrane
Molecular function (GO): potassium ion leak channel activity; outward rectifier potassium channel activity
Source: RefSeq, a predicted model, not a curated record
GCCGCCGCCGCCGCCCCCCCGCCGCCUCGCGAUGAAGCGGCAGAACCUCCGCACGCUCUCGCUGAUCGUCUGCGUGUUCUCCUACCUGCUGGUGGGCGCCGCCGUCUUCGAUGCCCUCGAGUCCGAGGCCGAGACGGGCCACCGGGGCCUCCUGGAGCAGAAGCGCAGCGACCUCCGAAGGAAGUACCGCUUCACCGCCGAGGACUACCGGGAGUUCGAGCGGCUGGUGCUGCGGGCCGAGCCGCAUCGAGCCGGCAGGCAGUGGAGAUUCGCCGGCUCCUUCUAUUUCGCCAUCACGGUCAUCACCACCAUCGGUUACGGCCAUGCUGCUCCCGGAACUGAUGCUGGCAAAGUUUUCUGCAUGUUCUAUGCGAUCCUGGGCAUUCCCCUCACCCUGGUUAUGUUCCAGAGCCUUGGUGAGCGCAUGAACAUUCUAGUCCGGAUGGUCCUGAAGAAAAUCAAGAAGUGUUUGGGAAUGAGGCAGACUGUGGUCUCCAUGAAGAACAUGGUUGUGGUGGGCUUCCUCUCCUGCAUGGGGACCCUGUGCAUUGGAGCAGCGGCCUUCUCCUAUUUUGAAGGAUGGACUUUCUUCCAUGCUUUCUAUUAUUGCUUCAUAACCUUGACCACCAUUGGGUUUGGAGACUUCGUAGCACUGCAGAAGCAUGAAGCUUUGCAAAAGAAGCCCCCUUACGUUGCAUUUAGCUUCAUGUACAUUCUGGUGGGUUUGACGGUGAUCGGGGCGUUCCUUAACCUGGUGGUCUUUAGGUUUUUGAUUAUGAACUCGGAAGACGAGAGGCGGGAUGAAGAAGAGAGGGCGUCUUUGAGGAGAGCCAAGAAUUACAUCAACCUGAAACCGAGGGAAGAGAAUGAUACCAACAGGAAUGAAAUCCUGCUUCCUGUAGAGGACCGCACCAGUCAAAUGAAUCUCAUCCCUUUGAUCCCAGAAGAUGCAGAGAGGCAAAGAGGGAAGUUGUCAAACUCUGCCACGAGAGUUCCUUCUUUCUGCACGUGUCUUUGUUACAGGCCACGAAUGAACAGAAGCCCAGAUCCUCCUCACUCAGAGGCUUUCAACUGUCAUACAAAUCUGGUUUAUUAUAAUUCCAUUUCUUACAAAAUCAUGGAAGUCUCCCUGGGUGGUAAAGACCACACUGCUCUGUCUUCCCCCAGGAGCACUCUGUCCUCCAAUAGUCCUAACUGUCGGGAGCAUUCCCGACGCAGGAGGAAGUCUAUCUGAAACAUGCAUGCUCUUUUUGGACUUUUUUUUAAAAAUCUCUGAGCUGGGUUCUGCUACUGAAGUUGUCUUCUGAUGAUAAAUGAUCAACUGAAUUGUCA